Messenger RNA from Mobula hypostoma (lesser devil ray), 5682 nucleotides. It is a transcript of the gene tomt, whose product is annotated as transmembrane O-methyltransferase. Gene Ontology annotation, biological process: catecholamine catabolic process; developmental process; dopamine metabolic process. Gene Ontology annotation, molecular function: catechol O-methyltransferase activity. NCBI's taxonomy places the organism in Eukaryota, Metazoa, Chordata, Chondrichthyes, Myliobatiformes, Myliobatidae. The coding region runs from base 317 to 958 and encodes 213 amino acids. The record is from RefSeq and is a predicted model, not a curated record. The transcript has 3 exons.
UUAGGCACUGCAGCAACUACAAUCUUUUAACCUGACCCUGUGCUUAAAUCAGCUAAAGAAUGAACUGUACACUGUCUAUCAGUGGUAAUAAUCCUGAUUCUGAGAGAGAAAACAGCCAUGGAGGGGAUGAGGAUUGUUCGGUUUCCAAGCAUUACGAUUACUUAUAACUUGUGUUGGCUGCCAUUAGGCCAGGGCCUGGGCUCUAUUACAUUAUAAUGAGCUUCAUUGUUCUACAACAAGAACUCAUAACCAAUCAGCUGAGAAAUAAGAUACCCAAACAUCUGGCUUGGCAAACCUGAUCCCCGUGGCUUCCAGAAUGUUCUCCGGGGCCCUGGAGGCAAUCAAUUAUAGAGAAAGUCCAGGAGAGACCUGGUGCCAGGGAGGAUUGAGCUGUGUUGCUCUGCACUGUCUGGAACGGGGAGCUCCCGGGCGUUGGAAAGGUCGUAUUCUAGAGCGGCUGAUUCUGGAGAGUGCGCCGCAGACUGUCCUGGAGCUGGGAACGUACUGCGGGUAUGCCACCCUGCGCAUGGCCCGCGGCCUGGGUCUGGGCGGCAGGCUCUACACCGUGGAGAUGGACCAGAGAAACGCUGCCGUGGCUGAGAAGAUCAUCCGCAUGGCAGGAUUUGACGAGGACACGGUGGAACAGAUUGUCCGACCCUCCAAUGAGGUGAUCCCUCAUCUUCGGGAGAAGUUUGCAGUGGACAAGGUGGACUUUGUCUUCAUGAACCACUGGAAACGCAGUUACCUGCGAGACCUGAAGCUGUUGGAGGACUACAACUUGCUGCGGGAGGGCAGCGUGAUCCUGGCGGACAACGUCAUCUUCGCCGGCGCACCGCACUUCAUGCAGUACGCCAAGAGCAGCGGCAAUUACGCCUGGAAGCUCCACCGCACGCACCUCGACUACUUCCGCCACAUCCGGGAUGGUAUGGCAGAGCUCACCUACACAGGGCUCAAAUAGGGACCCUCAGUCGCAGCCUGGGGCCCUCACUGGGUGAGGAGAGAACUCGCACUCUGCAACAGCCGAGUGACCAAACCCGGACACGUUCAAACGGGAUCCAAAAACCCCACGACUCCACACUUCCUCCCAUCCCUACACUUUCCAUCUUCUGUCCCAGUCCAACCGUUCCUCCACCAUCUCCCCACCUCCCUUGGUCCAACCACUUCCUUACCUUCAGCCUACAGCAGGGGUUCCCAACCUGAAGUCCAAGGACCUCUUGCUUAGUGGCAUUGAUCCGUGGCCAGAAAAGGGGUUGGGAGCCCCUGCCCCAGAGUCAUAAAGGCAAAGACCACACAGCACAGGAACAGGCCAUUCGGCCCCUAAUGCUGUGCUGAACCAAUUAAAUUAGUGUCCUACCUUCCUCUCCAUUCCCUCCACUUCCUGCCCUGGUACUCCGGUUCCCGUCCCCCUGCCGAACUGGAUUAACUCUUCUGAGUAGUACCAGUGAACGUCCCAGCCAGGAUAUUGGUUCCCCCCUCCCAAGUUUCGGUGCAGCCCCUCCCUCUUGUACAGGUCCCCCCUGCCCUAGAAGAGGUUCCAAUGAUCCAAAAUCCCGAAACCCUGGCCCCUGCACUGGUUCCUCAGCCACUCAUUCAUCUAUACCAUCAUCCUGUUCCUGUCCUGAGUAGCAGGUGGCUCUGGGAGUAAUCCCGAGGUUACUACAUUGGAGGACCUGCUCCUCAGUCUCUUCCUGCUCUCCUAUACUGACUGCCCAGGACCUCUUCCCUCUUUCUACCUACGUCACUGGUGCCCAUGAGCACCACGACCUGUGUCUGUGACCUCCCUCUUGAGAAUCUUCUGAGACAUCCCGGACCCUGGGACCUGGUGUCUCUUUCACCAGUCCUAUUAAUCUGUCUAGACCUGUCUAGACAGCUUGCACCCAGACCAUAACCCCCAACACUGCUCCCAUCCACGUACCUAUCCAAACUUCUCUCAAAUGUUGAAAUCAAACCCACGUCCAUCACUUCCGCUGGCAGCUCAUUCCACACUCUCACCACCACUGAGUGAAGAAGAUUCCUCCCCUCAGAUUCCCCUGAAACAUUCCACCUUUCACCCUUAACCUGUGACAUCUAGUUGUAGUCUCACCCAACCUCAGUGGAAAAAAACUUGCUUGCACUUACCUUAUCUGUACCUCUCAUAAUUUUGUAUACCUCUGUCAAAUCUCCUCACCUUCUUCUAACACGAAGCCCUAACCUAUCCAAUUGUUCCCUAUAACUCAGGUCUUCAAGUCCUGGCAACAUGCUUGUAAAUUUUCUCUGUACUCUUUCAAUCUUAUUCACAUCUUUCCUGUAAGUAGGUGAUCAAAACUGCACACAAUACUCCACAUUAGUCCUCACCACCAUCUUAUACAACUUCAACAGAACAUCCCAUCUCCUGUACUCCUGUACUCGUUGACUGUACCUCUUCUGCCUGGCCUGCUGCGUUCACCAGCAACUUUUAUAUGUGUUGCUUGAAAUUCUAGCAUCUGCAGAUUUCCUCAUGUUUCCUGUACUCAAUAUUUUGAUUUAUGAAGGCCAAUGUGCCAAAAGCUUUCUUUAUGACCCUAUCUACCUGUGACGCCACUUUCAAGGAAUUAUGGACCUGUAUUCCCAGAUUCCUCUGUCCUACCACUCAUUGUGUAAGACCCUCCCAGUCCGCAGCACCUCACACUUCAGUUCCCAUCAGCCAACGUUCAGCCAUCUUUUUCCAUCACCGCCACAGCUGGGGUGAUCUGGAGUCCGGAGUUCAAUUCUGGUGCCGUUCUGUAAGGGAGUCUCUGUAUGUCCUGCCCGUGGAAUGCGUGGGUUUUCUCCGGGUGCCCUGGUUUCCUCCCACAGUCCAAGGAGGCUCUGGGUAGGUUAGCAGGUCAUUGUGAAUUGACAGGGUUAUCGGUUUACCAGGAAUUGCUGGGGUGGUGUGGCUCGAAGAGCUGGAAGGGCCUACUUGCGCCGUAUCGCUAAAAUAAAUGAAGUUUCCCCAGGCUCACUCUCACCCAAAGUCCCCAACUCACUGGUUAACCUCAAUUCUCAUGCACCCACCAUCUUCCCAAGUCCCAACGUCACCUCUGCAAGCCUGCCAUUGGCCUGGUUCCCUCAUGUUCCACACCUUCAAUGUAAUUAUCAAAGUAAUUACCACAUGUUACUCUGAGAUCCAUUUCCUUUUUAUUUUAUUUUAUCCAGCGUUACAGCAUGGAGUAGUCCAUCGGACAUAGGAGCUGAAUUAGGCCAUUCAGCCCAUCACUUCUGCCCCACCAUUUCCUUCUCAACCCCAUUCUUCUGUCUUCUCCCUGUAACCUUUCACAUCCUGACUAAUCAAGCCUAUCAAACUCCACUUUAAAUAUACCCAAAGACCUGGCCUCCACAGCUGCCUGUGACAAUGAAUUCCACAAAUUCAUCAUCCUCUGGCUAAAGAAAUUCCUCCUCAUCUCCAUUCUAAAUGGACACCCCUCUAUUCUGAGGCUGUGCCCUCUGGUCCUAAACUCCCCCACCAACGGAAACAUCCUCUUCACAUCCACUCUAUCUAGGCAUUUUAAUAUUCAAUGGGUUUCAGUGACAUCCCCCUCAUUCUUCUAAAUCCCAGCGAAUACAGGCCCAGAGACAUCAAAUGAUGCUCUUAAGAUAACCCUUUCAAUCUCGUGAACCUCCUCUGAAUCCUCUCCAGUGUCAGUACACCCUCUCCUCUGUAACCUUCUCACCGGGGUUCGUAUACAGACCUGGCUUGUUGGCUGACUCUGCUGUCAGCCACGGGACUCAGCUGUGGGAAGGCCCCCUUUCACAAACAAUAUACAUCUAGGGUUGGUACGACUUGGGGUUCAACCGAACAGGAACGUCGUGAUGUUCCGAUUAAAGAAACCUCGAUUUGAGUGAAUGUUGUGUAAAUACUGCCCACACACAAUUAUCCGUUGACAAGAAAUAACAGAUCGUACACCGCAUAAAAUUAUAAAGAAAGUGUAUUACCAAUUGCAGCUUUAUCAAACAAUUCCUAAGAGGAGAGAAUAAAAGGGCCCAUUAUAGUUAAACCAGUUAAAUGUACAAGUGACCAUUGGAGCUCAUAUUGUGUAAAAGCUGAGUAUAACUAUUACUCACAUCGCUGAAUUCUCAUCACUAGUUGUGGUAAACCAUUUAUAUAUAUGUUGUAACUGGGUUACCUGUCUGGACGUGCCCCUCUGCUGACUGCCCCGUGGCUCCUCCCACAGACCCAUGAAUAAAGGCGAUUUCACCCUGCUCCUCCCCCUCAGACCAAGGGCAGACACUCAGCACGGAGGUCACGUCUUACUGCGAAUAAAAGCCUUUCAGUAUUUACCCUACUUCAGUUUUUUGGAAUUAUUGAAGGUGCUUCACUAAUCACCGGUAGAGCUUCCCAUCUUGGACUCCUUCAACUCGCAAAGCAAUCAUGUCUUCCUGUCGGAUCGAAUCCUACGGGUGUCUCUCCCGAUCUUCUCUUUACUGCAUCUCCUGCCGAAAGACCCCAAACCAGACUUCUGUCCUUCAGAAAACCCUUCCCCACGGCUUUCUGGAGCCUUCUCUCACAUCCCACAAUCCCGACUGGCUGACUCACAUUCCGAAGCCAUUCCAACAUGGCUCCUUAGCUUAGCCAGAGCCAAAACACACUUUCCAGCACAGCUCACCGCUUUAACAGAAAGCUGCUAAUAUGAACAACCUCACAGCUCUGCAGUGGAAAUCUUCACCAGGGCAUUACACUUAAAUAAGGGGCCCAAACCUGCUCACAAUGUUCCAAGUGAGGCCCCAUCAGUACCUCAUAAAGCUUCAGCUGUUACGUUCUUGGCCUCUCGGAAUGAAUGUUGACUCUGCAUUUGCCUUCCUCACCACAGGCUCAACCUGCAAGUUAACUUUUAGGUCCCUUUGCACCUCAGAUUUCUUAAUUUUCUCCCUGUUUCGAAAACAGUCUACACUUCUAUUCCUUCUACCAAAGUGCAUGACCAUACACUUCCCGACACUGUAUUCCAUCUGCUACCUCUUUGCCCGUUCUCCUAAUCUGUCGAAGUCCUUCUCUAGCCUCUCUGCUUCCUCAAAGCUACCGGCCCCUCCACCUAUCUUCGUAUUGUUCUCAAACGUGGCCACAAAGCCACUAAUUCUGUCAUCCAAAUGAUUGACGUGUAAUGUAAAGGGAAGUUGGCCCAGCAUAGACACCACUAGUCACCAGCAGCCAGUCAGAAAAGACUCACUUUAUUGCCACUCAUAGUUAAUCAGCCCUUCCAGCCACGCCAUCCCAGAAACCCCUGUCAACCCCGGUUUAACACCUGGCCACGUAGAGGCAGAAAUGAGGAUCCUGAACACUCCUGGGGUGCAGUAGAGAAGGUGACCGAGGUCACGCAGAGGUGGGGGGUCCUUCAUUGUUGCCCUAAAUGCCAGCAGCGAUGGAGGCUCUUCAUCUCCGUCUGAGCUGGGCCUUCUCAUUUACAUAAGGAAGCAGUAAUCGCAAGAAGACUUACAGUGACCAAGAAACCCAGCUGGUACGUCUUUGGACUUCAGGAGGAACCCGGAGCAGCUGUACAUUCCAUGGAGAGGAAGACGGAGACUCCCUUCUGAGCAGCACCGGAAUUGAGCUUGGAACUCCGGAACGCCCUGAGCCGUAAUCGUGUUGAGUCAGCCGCUAGGCCCCCAUGGCCUCCAUGCUCUUGCAGGAAUUCAGAAAGAUACAAAGAGACAAAGAAAACCCACAUGGAAACAAAGACGGACAAACAA